This is a messenger RNA of Vitrella brassicaformis, 2812 nucleotides long. NCBI's taxonomy places the organism in Eukaryota, Vitrellaceae. The record is from the annotation of a GenBank genome assembly.
ACAGAUGUCUGUCUGUCUGUCUGUCCUCAGUGUGUGUCUGUCUGAGUGGCUCUCUGAUGGCUUCGACGCGCUGAUGGCGAUGAUAUGUGCUGAAGGGAGAGAGAUCGGCCGAUGAGCCGACGGACGGGCUGACUGAACUGAACUGAAUCCCUCACUAUGUCGCCUUUUGGUCGUAUGUGCGUCGAUCUCACUGUGUUGUGUUGUGGGGCUUUGCGUGUCGGUCGGUCUGGCUGCCGUUGUCAUGGCUUCGGCCGUCUGCUGCCAUGAGUGUGUCGGCCGAUGGGUGGGGGGCGGGGGAGAGAUGACAGACAGACAGAGAGGGAGGAUUGGCUGGCUGGCUGCACAAAGGAAUCGCUGUGGGGUGGCGGUGGCCGUCUGUCUGUCUGUUGGUCGGGCUUGUAUGACGACUGCUCGCGAGAGUGUGUUGAUCUCUCGUCGAUGCAUCCGUCACACACGGCCGGCUCACAGACAGACAGACAGACAGACACACCCUGAUCUGCCUGACAGAGAGAGAGAGGGAGAGAGGGAGGCCUGAGAAAGAAAGUCGUGUUUUGGUUUUCUUGGCGUGUGUAUCCUCCCCUCUCUCUCUCUGUGGGCAUCUCUGAUGUCGGUCAGGAACCUGAGAGCGUCAGCCCAUGAAGGGUAUUGGUGCUUUAGGGUUGCCGGGCGGUGACAGAGAUGCACACAGAGGGGCGGGCGAGGGAAUGGACACACACACAUACACACACACACACACGAGUGGAUGGACCGAUGUGCGCCUCUCUAUUGUGUAUUGUGACAUGGGAUGUGUCUGCCCGACGCGCCGGUGAGUUUUUGGACGGCGGGGGGAGAGAGUGAGGGGGAUGGGAUGGAGACGUCUGUUUGGUGCUGCUGUGGUGUGAGGUUUGUGGGAGGUGUGCUGGCUGUUUGCUGUGGGAUGGAGAGAGGGUGUGUGUUCGUGUGCUGAUGUUUCUUCCGUACGCAGGACACCUGACACAGUGACUGCUGAUCAUUGCUCUCUGAGUGCGGUGGGCAUCGAGCAGCUGACAGACAGACCUACACACACACACACACUUAAGUGCUUUUGGCGUGUUGACUUGUUCGAUAUCAUGCCUUGGGUGCAUAGCUGCACGCUGACGGUGUUGUUUUCUUACUGCAUGAUGCCCGUGCUGUGUAUACGUAUCUCACUCGCUGUCUGUUGGACACAUACAGGUCUGUGUGUACAGUUCGUGUCUCUACUGACGACAUGACUGGCAAGCUAUCGGCUUCUCUCUCAGCAUAUCUCUCUUGAUGUCAGCUUGACGGACAUUCAUUCAGAUGAACGAACCAUGUCAGAGAUCCCAUCAAUGGAAUUGCGUCUAGAAACUGCCGGUCAUGCAUUCAGCCAGCCCGCCAGCCACAGAAGAUGCAUCCAUCCCAUUUGCAAAUGAUGGAGUCAGGUACACAUACACGGACAACACAGAGAGAAUGUCGCUCGCAGAGAGAUGAAAUGGAAAGACGGCCGAGCGAAAACUCACUCCAUGUCACUCUUAUCGGGCAGGCAGGCAGGCAGACAGGGAGGCAGAUACACAAACGCCGAAAAACGGAGACACACACACGCAGCACGGGAGAGGCGACAUUCAGCGCGGAAACUGUCUGCCAUCCAUCCAUCCACAUGGAGCCAAACGUACAUAAACAGACACCGAACACAGACCUUUGCGGAGAGAUAUCUGGCGAUAGGGGGUGGGUGAGCACAAAACCCACUCCUGUGCGUCAUCUGACUCACAGCAGGCAGCUACCUGGUCACGCAGACACGUGCAUGCAGCCACGACAGCCACGACACAAUCGCUCUCGUACAUAGGGGCUGCUCAGUGCGGCUGUUCUUGCUAGGCUGCCUCUCCCUCCUCUCCCUGGCCAUCCUCGCCACGGCUCUCCUAAAUGAAUCACACCAUCAGGAUCAAAACUGGCUGUUAUGUGUGUGAGGUCUGUGUACCCGGCUCCUGAGCGUGCCGAUUUCCUCCCGGAGCCGCUGAAUCUCGGCCUCCAAACGAUGCCGCUCCGCAGCUUCCUGCACACACAGCAGCCACACAGACACUGACAGACCGAUCAGUGGAGCUGGCUGUAGCAGUCUGACUGACCUUUUUGCGUGUUGACUCUCUUUCGAUGAGAUGGUCAUAGAGCUGGUCGAAGGCCUCCUCAUCCUGUGCAUCGACUGCCUUCUUCAGGGCGCUUUUGAAGGCCGUCUGGAUGGCUGAUGGGAGGAGGGGCACCACGGGCAGGACGGCAGGUACGUGACUGAUGUCAAAGAAGUCAGACUGCAGCGCGGAUGAGACUUGAUCAACACGAUAUUGGGACAGGCCCUCGAUGGCCGCCAGCCUGAGCAUCAGCAGGCACACGCACUGAAGUGACCUACCUUCCUGUGUGGCUGAUCCCGUCGCUGACACGUACCUUUUGCUUGAGAGUGUUUCCUUCAAACCGUCCUUUCUGUCCAGCGACGGCGAUGCUGUAUCGUGGCCUUCUUUGUUGCCACCAGGUGGCUGCUCCGCGCGAUGAGCAGCAGAGCGAGCAGGAGGCCUGUUCGACAGGCCAUUGCACUCGACACCCACCUCGUGAGGUAAACGACAGGGCUGCAAACCCAGCAGCAAAGAGAGUACGAGCGCCACCGGAACAGCCGCGACAACUGGCGGUAACGACGCCGGACGCUGCCGAUAGGCACGCCUCGCUAUGCACCAUUGCUCGUGGAGCCAGGCCAGGCUGUCGGACAUCUUCGCAAACAGGGAAUGGCAGAAGCACAGGAUCCCUUGUGCUGCUGAGACCAGCGACUGGGGAAGGCGAAGAAGGGUCACAAAGAUGC